CCCCGGAAACGGGCGCUCGGACGCCGCCGGCUCUACGGGGAGGGCUGCAGCCCCUCUCGAGCAUCCCUCUCCCCCCCACGCCCACCCCCCGUAUUGGCCGGUGCCCAUAGUCAGCAAGUUAUUCGUCGCCCGCCUCAUUCAGAUUUUUGCAGAAUGGAAACAGACUGUAAUCCCAUGGAGCUGAGCAGUGUGUCAGGAUUUGAAGAAGAUGCAGAGCUUAAUGGCUUUGAAGGAACAGAUAUGAAAGACAUGAGACUGGAAGCUGAAGCAGUUGUAAAUGAUGUUCUCUUUGCUGUUAACACCAUGUUUGUCUCAAAAACCCUGCGCUGUGCAGACGAUGUGGCCUAUAUCAAUGUGGAAACAAGAGAAAGGAAUAGAUACUGCCUGGAGCUCACUGAAGCCGGGCUCAGGGUGGUAGGUUAUGCUUUUGACCAGGUGGACGAUCAUUUACAGACUCCCUACCAUGAAACAGUCUACUCCUUGUUGGAUACACUUAGCCCUGCCUACCGGGAAGCAUUUGGAAAUGCACUCCUUCAAAGACUGGAAGCUUUGAAAAGGGAUGGACAGUCAUGACUAAGUUUUUUCCUAUUAGAGAGGCUGCUGCUGGUACACAAUGUUGACCUAAAGCUUGAAAUUCUUCCAGGUGGUCAUAGUAGAAAAUGCAUCUUUGAUUUUGUGUCUUUAUGAUUUUUUGCUUCACAUUUAGGCUUUUGAUUGAGAACUUUAUUGACUAAUGAAUUGUCUUUCUUAGUUUGUGAUUCAUUAAGGAAAUCCUGAGGCCAUUGCUGUGACACCAUCAUUAAGACAUUCAGAUUUCUUCAUAUAGUAUCUCUGGCAUUCUGAAAACCUAAUCAGUAUUUCAUUCUCUUAUUGCAGGACUUUGAUGCUGCCAGCACUCUCUCUUACAUAGGAAAUUCUAGAUUUGCACAGUAAUAUAGGAAAUAAACUAACUUCAAACUUUGAUUCAGCUUGCUAAAUCAGGGGUUUGCUACUAGCUUGGACUGACUUUGUAGUAAUUAUUUUGCUACUAGCCUUAUUGGAAACAAAUUAUCAACUAGUUUCUCCUGCACAAAUUUUGAAAUUCACUGCUUCAUGUAAUCUAUUUAUAUUAUUAAUAUGGACUGAUAAAGAUGAAUUAAUUCUAUAUUAUGUAGCUAGCAUUACGUGAAGAACAGGUACUGAAAUAGUACUGUAUUCCUGUUUGCAACAGCCAGCCAAGUAAGAGGACAAACCGUUAGCAAAUGAAUGCAACAAUUACUUGCUUCCAAGAUAUUUAAGCACAUAAGCAAAUAUAGGAACAGGCUCCAUUCUUUUCCUAACAAAAAGCAUCUUCAGUGUGUGUGAUUUAAAAGAAAAAAGACUCUGAUUUCCUAGAAAACAAUAUUUUGGCCUGUGUUGAUUCUUAUUAUGAAUGUUUGUUUACAUAAUGUACAGUAUAUAUUCAGAAAGUAUUUUUGCUUCAACGUUUCCUUUCUAUGAUGUAGCGCUUUGGUAUUCCCACAGCACCCCUCCUUCCCCAACAGAUGUACAGUGUUCUGUCUGAAUGCUAAAUCUGCAAUGUCAUAUGAGUGCAUCGUAUGGGUUUGAAACCAAAGGAUGAAUGAAGCAUUCAGAGACUUAAUAUUUGAAAAACGGAGACUCUGUAUUUUAUAUUUUAUUACAGGUACUAAUAUUUAUAAAAAUAAACUAUACCAUGCUGCUACAUGUUUUCAAGUACAUGUUGAAUAAUAAGGAUUGGGGAGUUGUUUUUUUAAUACUAGUCUAAAGCAGCAACUAUAGAAAUAUUGAACUAAAAUUCCACAUCUGGACACACCUUCAUAAUUUGUCAUUUGAAGACUUUUUAAAAUCAUUAUUAAAUAAUAGGUACUUCUAGGCUCUGAAGAUCAUGUAGACCAGAGCAAGUUAAAGUUUGGUUUGGGUCACUCUUCAUUGUCAGAGUUUACUGGAAUGCUUAAAUUAUGUUUGAUAAAUGAACAUUCAUCCUCAGCUUUAUUUUCAGAUGCUGAAGUGUUUGGGUAACGAAGUCUAACUUCAGGUUGAACUUUCUCAUGCUUAAUCUCAGGCUGAAUGUAAAGGAUAUUUGUAAAGUCUGAAUAAAAUUCUGUUUACUAA
Lagenorhynchus albirostris (white-beaked dolphin) is the source of this 2112-nucleotide messenger RNA. RefSeq names its product GSK3B interacting protein (gene GSKIP). The record is from RefSeq and is a predicted model, not a curated record. Gene Ontology annotation, cellular component: cytoplasm. The transcript has 3 exons. Lineage: Eukaryota; Metazoa; Chordata; Mammalia; Artiodactyla; Delphinidae. The coding region runs from base 154 to 573 and encodes 139 amino acids. Gene Ontology annotation, biological process: regulation of canonical Wnt signaling pathway. Gene Ontology annotation, molecular function: protein kinase A binding; kinase regulator activity.